Centruroides sculpturatus (bark scorpion) is the source of this 1352-nucleotide messenger RNA. Its product is annotated as cadherin-like and PC-esterase domain-containing protein 1. The transcript has 7 exons. The record is from RefSeq and is a predicted model, not a curated record. Lineage: Eukaryota; Metazoa; Arthropoda; Arachnida; Scorpiones; Buthidae. The coding region runs from base 6 to 977 and encodes 323 amino acids.
GUGAAAUGAGAAUAUCUCAAGAGGAAAGAUGCGGUAUACAAAAAGAUAGAAGUCAAUAUCAAGACUGGAUAGCAUAUAUGGCCGAUGUCGCCAUUUUGCCCCUUUGUAAAGAAGGAGAUGCGCCAGGGCGGUGGGUCCUUCCGUGUAAAAAGUGCCACGUCAGAAAGACGUGUUAUUGGCGUGAAGCAGUAUGGCAACCUUACAAUUGCCGACACGCUUUAUUUUCAAGAACGUCCCUCUCCAAAUGUUUGGCCAGAAAAAAGCUCCUCUUUAUCGGAGACUCUACCAAUCGUGGGAUGAUGCAUUAUUUAAUGGAACGUGUUAAUGGAAGUUUAAUGGAAUGGGAUAAAACACACGACAUUCGCAUAGUAUCUAAUUUAAACGAAGGUAAAACAUCAGUAGCAUUCGCUUACUAUCCCCAAUUCUGGUUAUCCAGCGAUCAACGCCCGGUUUUCGAUAAAGCUCUGUAUCAAUUGAUUCAAAGAUCUCGGCCUCUGGAUAACACUAGCGAUACUAUAUUGAUAGUCGGAGGAGUGCAAUGGCUGGCCACUCAACAUUUAUUGAUGCUUCUUCGAGUUCUAAAAGUUGAAAAAUUAAACGGUAUUCAACUAGUGUUGAAGACGUUAGGAUCCGGUUUUCAUCAAGCGGUGGAUGGUGUUCAUAGCUUGUCGGUGAACGAGCAUCAAAAAUUGCUCCAACAUAAUCUAGGAAUGGCGAAUUUUGCCAAACAUUACGGAUUUGAAGUCAUCGACACUUUCAAUAUAACAGUAGCACGUUAUAAGGAUUUCCUUCAAGGAAAAUGUGCAUGCCAUUUUCACAGGGUAAUCAAAGUUCCUUAUCCAGAAUCAAUAUGGAAGAAGCAUCAGUCGAAGUCACGUCCUAGUCCAAGAUACCACGUGGAAGGAUCAAUCAAUGCAAUUUACAGCGAGAUCCUAUUGAGUCGUAUAUGUAAGGACUACAUUUCUGACGUCAGCUGAUUGGCCCUUAACUAUUUUAUCCGUGUUUAUCCGCUUAAAUAUUGUAUAUAAUGUAAAACUUUGUAUUUAUUAUAUUGUGCCUUCGACAGACAUUCAGUUAUUUGCAUGAAGAUAAAUUAAGAUUUCCAUUAAAUUCGGCGGAAAAUUACGUUUCUAUUUGCAUAUUUACAAAAUAUAAUUUGAAAAUAAUAUUUUCCAGAGCAAUAAAACGGAAAAAAAAUCUAUACGUAUUUUUGUUUUGUAUUAAUGUAGAAUAGUGUAAAAUCUACGAGAAAAUGUAAAUGAUGAUGUCUUUUUAUGUAAAAAAAAAAUGGAGGGAACAUAAAAAUAAAAUGAUAUAAACUAUUAAAAACGUGUCGUGUCGGGGUAGUUGCA